This is a messenger RNA of Xyrauchen texanus (razorback sucker), 2912 nucleotides long. Its product is annotated as E3 ubiquitin ligase TRAF3IP2-like. The transcript has 9 exons. Gene Ontology annotation, biological process: humoral immune response; positive regulation of canonical NF-kappaB signal transduction. Lineage: Eukaryota; Metazoa; Chordata; Actinopteri; Cypriniformes; Catostomidae. The record is from RefSeq and is a predicted model, not a curated record. The coding region runs from base 203 to 1456 and encodes 417 amino acids.
ACCACUGCACGACACCCAUCAGUACCUCCUGCUCUCUCUAUAUUAACAUUCAGCGCGUCUGUUCAUUGUUAUUAGAAACCGAUUGGGAUUAAAUCAUCCACUUGAGUAAAUCUAUUGAUGUGCCUAUGGUAUCUUGAUACAGUUACCCAUUUGGCCACUACAGUUUCCAGCCCAUCAACUUUCCAGAAGAGAAAGAGAGACUAUGGAUAAAACCAUUACUGAGGACCCUAUCAGUGACAUUGUUUCCCAACUCUCUCAUGCUGACACUUGUAUGCCCAGGAAUGAGUCCUCCCUCAGUUCACAGGCUGAAUUCACAGAAAUCUGCAGAGGCAGGAUCUGCAACACGAACUACAGACACACUCCGUCUAACUACAGCCAUUACCAGCCCCCGCUAGGUCUACCGUCUGGCUACAGUCCCCAGACGCCCUUUCCCAGUCAGACUGAAGGAUGUCUGAGCACCCUGGAGCCGCACAACAGGGACUCGCGCUGCUCGAGUUCAACUGGUAGCUCAGUAGAUUACCCAAGUGGCAACCUGCCCUCUUGUUUGGUGUCUGGGAGUUAUUGUAGUUAUCCUGGUGAAUCAUGCUACUCUGGCUGUGAUUCCAACUCUCCAGACAGGCAUAGUUUGGGAGAGGAAAGCCUAGAACAGCCCCGUUCACUCCACUCUUUCCCAACUGCAUUCACACCUAACAGUUACUACAUGCCCUCGCACCCCUUCCCAUCCCGAGGGUCGCCCUGCUGUGGUCACUACCCUCUGGAUGUGUAUCAAGUUGAUCAGGGCUCUCAUCCCAGACCACAUUAUCAUGUGCCCUUUUGGCCUUUAGGCCCUGAAAACAGCAGACAAUCAGCCUCAGAGUUCACUCAUAGUGCUCUUAUCUCUCACAGCGGCCAUACUUCACCUCACCCUCGAGCUAAACUAACCCCAAGCACAGCCCCUCUGUCCCUGGAGCAAAGGAAGGUGUUUGUCACUUAUGAAGCAGAUAGUGAAAAACAUGUCAAUGAGAUCAUCAACUUUGUUGCGCUACUAAGACACAACGGCUUUUACACUCAUAUUGACAUGCUUGAGCAGCAGUUCAAGAGCAUAAGCAAGAUUGACUUCAUGGAGAGAUACAUCAGUGAGAAAGACUAUCUGAUCAUCAUAGUCAUUAGUCCAAAGUACCACGAGAUCGUUACCAAUGCCUCAUUUUGCACGGAAAAUGAUGAAACCCUCAACACAGUCUAUAUACAUAAGCAGUUACAAAAUGAAUUUAUUCAGAAUGGGGCUAGGAAUUACAGAUUUAUCCCUGUUUUGUUUCCUGGUGCCAAGAAGUGUCACGUCCCUUCAUGGCUUCAGAGCACACAAAUCUUCACCUGGCCCAGGGACCGAGAUGACGUCCUUCGUCGACUCAUGCGUGUUGAGAAGUACAACCUUCCUCCCAUUGGAGAGCUGCCCACAAUUGUCUCCAUCCCCAUUUAGAAAACAUACAUCCAAUGAAAAGUUACAAGUGCCUUGUAAUGCGGUUUGCUAUGUUUACCCAUGAUAUGUGACCCUUGAACAGGCAUGUGAUGCAUUUUAAUAUAGCAUGAAUACAUAUUAUAAUCUUCUUUCGGCUGCUCCCAUUAGUGGUCGCCACAACGGACCAUUUGUGGUCCACAUAUUUGAAUUGGCACAGGUUUUAUGCCAGAUGCCCUUCCUGACACAACCCCCAGUGGCGGACAUGGGGAGAACAUGCAAACUCCACACAAAAGACCCAGUUAAGCCGGGACUUGAACCCGGGAUGAUCUUGCUGUUAACCACCGAAAUUUGCCCCUUUCGAUUAUUGAAUGAGUGUAAAAUGUGUUAACUAGGGCUGUCAAUCAAUUAAAAUUUGCAUCGAAUUAAUUACAUGGUGUUCCGAUUAAAUAAUCGCUUAUACGAAUAUUUGCUGAGAAAGCCCUUCAUAUAACAAUAAUUCAAAUGCAUUACAUUUUUGUGGCAGAAGAGUUGAUCAUUGAUAAGACAAUACAAAAAGCGGCUUUAGAAUACAAUGCAUUGUUUAUUACCAUAUUAUUGAUCAUAAGUCAAUCAUUGGCACACACAAUUAUUUCUCAAGUGAAUUUGACAAUCAGUUGGAGAUUUAUUAUGAGGGUUUGUUUAAGGACCCGUUAAUGUGCACCUGUGUCAGACAUGCUUGUGUAGUGUGUCUCUAGUUCGUUGCAUGAUAAACAUAACGCUCCUUCAAGUUUUUUGAACGCAAGAUCGUAAUGCAUGUUUGUGUUAUUCUGCCUACUGAAGUGUUGUUUUCUUCAUUGUAUAAGCUGUGCGUUGCUCAUACAGCUGAAAUGUUUAUUACUGCCCUCUGGAGUAAACUGGUGGUACUACAAGCUUGCAUUUCUCAGGAAUCUUCCUUAUUGCAGUCCGGAGGCAUUGCGAUUUAAUUGCGUUAAUAUUUUAACACGUUAUUUUUGGUCAAAAGAAUCGCACUGAAUUAAUGUGCCACGAUACGUGUAAGGAACCAUGUAAUAUAAUUUUGCAAAAAAGUCGCCAAAGUCACACAAAUUUCAUAAUGUUAAGAAUUGAAAAAUCCAUAUGGGAAAAAGAAGUUAAUGGUGACUGAGGCUGAAAAAUCUGCCUAACUGCUCUUUACAAGUCUUUUAGGUUUGGAACACAGGAGAAUGAGUAAAUGAUGGAAGAAUUUUUGGUAACACUUUAUUUAUUACAAGCAACUAACCCUAAAACAAACCCUAACCAUAAACCUAUAGUAAUUACAUGUUGUUAAUUAAUAUUACUCAGUAAUUAAUUGUGUAAUAACGUUAUUUUUGGUCAAAUGAAUCGCACUGAAUUAAUGUGUUAAAUCGACAGCCCUAGUUAAAACCCUUAAUGCUAUUGAAUUUGAUGUUAAAUAAAUCUGAACUCUCAGGAUUCAUGAAUGAAUUUGGAUGAGUCCUGUCAU